UAUUGUUAACUAUUUUAGUAGUAUAAGUAUAUAAAUAUUAAACAAAAUGAGCAUAUAAAAGAAUUUGCUGUGAUGGACACAGUUGACGAUGAUGGAGGUGUCGGUAUCAUUGGACCAGGGCAGUUAAUGUCUGAAGGUUUAGAAUUUCCUGAAGAAGUUGAAGUGGCAUUAAAAGAGGUUGUCACUACUUCUGAUCCAUUAGAUGGCAAAGAUUUUAAUCCUGUGGAUUACAUAAACACGUUGUUUCCAACAGAACAGUCACUGGCAAAUAUUGAUGAUGUUGUAGCACGGAUACGCUUGCGUAUUCGCAAACUUGAUGAUGAAAUUCGCACAUCAAUACGAAGUCAAACAGAUGUUGAAAGUAACGGUAAACAGGCACUAGAAGAUGCGAAAGAAUCUAUUCACGAAGUGUUUUCUAAAAUUAAAGAUAUCAAAGAAAAAGCAGAUAAAUCGGAAGAAAUGGUCAAAGAAAUUACACGAGACAUAAAACAACUGGAUCAUGGUAAACGACAUCUGACGUCAUCAAUAACAACGUUAAAUCAUUUGCACAUGCUGGUUGGUGGUGUUGAUUCACUGGCUGUGCUGACAAAAAAUCGUCAAUAUGGCGAAAUAGCAAAUUUAUUACAAGGUGUUGUUAACGUGCUUGAUCAUUUUAAAAAAUACACAAGUAUCCCACAGAUCAAACAAUUAGCUGACAGAGUUCAUAUUAUCCAAGCCGAUUUAGGUUCACAAAUCCUUGCUGAUUUUAAAGAAAGUUUAUCACAUCCAGAACUCAAGCCUCCAGCUGGUCCAAACUCACUGCUUGCAGAUUCGUGCAAAGUCGUAAACGUGUUAGAUCCCAAAAUUAAAGAUGAAUUACUGUCGUGGUUCAUCAAACUUCAAUUGUCUGACUACCUAAAUAUAUUUAAUGAGAGCUUUGAUGUUGCUUGGAUUGACAAGAUAGAUCGCAGAUACUCGUGGAUGAAAAGAAUUCUGAUCCAAUUCGAAGAAAACUUCUCUGCCACAUUUCCUGAUGAGUGGGCCACUGAGGAGCGGAUUUGUGUGGAAUUUUGUAACAUAACCAAGAGAGAACUAGAGAAAAUAAUGGUUCAAAAAUCAAACGAAAUUGAUGUCAAGUUACUCCUGUUUGCGAUACAAAGAACGACAACUUUUGAAGCUUUUCUUGCCAAACGAUUUGCAUACAGUCAUUUAAAAGGGGCGAAGGAAAGUCCUGGUGAAUCUCAUUUCAAUGGAUUAAUAUGCAAAAGUUUUGAGAGCCAUCUACAUGUAUAUAUCGAAGCUCAGGACAGAAACCUUGCAGACUUAAUCGAAAAGUUUAUAGCUGAUUUGAAAAUUCAGGGUGUUCCCAAGCUAGGUGAGGACACUGAAGGAACCGUACUUCCAAGUGCUGGAGAAUUGUUUGUGUUUUAUAAGAAGUGCAUGGUUCAGUGUAUCCAGUUAAGCACGGGUAAAGCCUUGUUGUCAUUGACAGAUACGUUCAAGAAAUAUUUGACGGAAUAUUCGAAUAAGUUAUUGACUGGAAAUUUGCCCAAAGUCUCUUCAAGUGGAUUGGCAAGUAUACUAAAAGAUUCCGAUGUUAAGUUUAACGAAGAAGAGAAGCGAUUAAUAUGUUGUAUCUUAACUACAGCCGAGUAUUGUCAAGAAACCACACAGCAGCUACAAGAUAAGCUUCAAGAAAAAAUCGAAGCUAAAUUUACAGAGAAAGUGGAUAUGAGUACAGAACAAGAUUUGUUUCAUUCAGUAAUAUCAAGUUCUAUUCAGCUGCUGGUACAAGAUUUAGAAAAUGCUUGUGAGCCACCACUCGUUGCUAUGGUUAAGGUACAUUGGCAAAGUAUAGAAUCAGUAGGCGAUCAAAGUGGAUAUGUAACCGCUAUUGUGUCUCACUUGCGCCAGACCAUUCCUGUUAUUCGCGACAAUUUGUAUUCAUCUCGCAAAUAUUUUACUCAAUUUUGCAUCAAAUUCGUAAAUUCUUUCAUUCCUCGAUUCAUCAAUAAUAUAUAUAAAUGCAAACCUCUGUCAGCUGUUGGAGCCGAACAGUUGCUGCUGGAUACUCAUUCAAUCAAAACAGCAUUGCUUGACUUGCCUUUGCUUGGCUCAGCUGUCCAAAGAAAACCUGCCGCUAGUUUCACUAAAGUUGUAAUAAAGGGAAUGUCGAAAGCAGAAAUGAUUUUAAAGGUUGUCAUGUCGCCUCAUAACCCUCAAGCAAGUUUUGUUGACAGUUAUAUUAAACUACUUAAUGAUGCUGACACUUCAAAUUUCCAAAAACUCCUCGAUAUGAAGGGCUUAAGGCGCAGUGAGCAACACGGCAUGCUGGAUAUAUUUCGUUCGCGAAUGGCAUCGUCAGCGACAACUGGCGACGUUGUCAGGGAGACAGCUGUAGUGACGGACUCGAGUCGAAUUAAAAGACUUGAAAAGCUAAUCAAAAAACAAUUCUAACGGAUGUAAUUCAUUUCGUCUUAGUAAAUAAAUAUUUUUUUUACUGUA
This is a messenger RNA of Hydractinia symbiolongicarpus, 2484 nucleotides long. Its product is annotated as vacuolar protein sorting-associated protein 53 homolog. NCBI's taxonomy places the organism in Eukaryota, Metazoa, Cnidaria, Hydrozoa, Anthoathecata, Hydractiniidae. Gene Ontology annotation, biological process: retrograde transport, endosome to Golgi. Gene Ontology annotation, cellular component: GARP complex. The record is from RefSeq and is a predicted model, not a curated record. Bases 73 to 2436 code for a protein of 787 amino acids. The transcript has 22 exons.